This is a messenger RNA of Daphnia carinata, 1901 nucleotides long. RefSeq lists its product as uncharacterized. The record is from RefSeq and is a predicted model, not a curated record. NCBI's taxonomy places the organism in Eukaryota, Metazoa, Arthropoda, Branchiopoda, Diplostraca, Daphniidae. The coding region runs from base 313 to 1620 and encodes 435 amino acids. The transcript has 3 exons.
AAAGUUUAGCAACGCCUACUUGACAAUCGAGGAGGCGGAUUCUUUUCAAGUUUCCGACUGCCCACCAUUCCUCGUAGCGCUGAUUCCUACCAUAACCGCAUUCCCUUUCGAUGACAGGGAGUCACUUGCAUCUUCAGUUAGCAUUGAGCUUCUUCGUUGGUCAGUCGACAUUAAAUCAAGUCGUCCUGUCAUUAAGUUAGCCCAUUCUGGCUGUUAGCCAAGGCCUUGUUCAUAUAUUGAAGCUAUUAUAGACCUAUUGUUUACAUUGAGCGUAGAUACACUUCACUUAAUCCCUGACCACUCUUGGUGUCCAUGGAAACCGGUCCGUUUGACAUGCCUCGAUCAACGACAGUGACAUCGUCGAAAACAUCGCGGAAAGGAAGCAGUUGUAAUCGAUAUGUGGCUACCUUGUUUGUUGUCAUGCUUUCAGCUCGAAUGCUGGCCAUGACCGACGGCCACACAGCCACGUCUAGGCCGCCAGCCGAAAAUGAAACAACUGAAGAACGUCGAUCUGAAAGUGGCGAUUUUCUUGCCAUGUCAGAUAUUGGUACUGGCUCAGAAGUCAACAGUCGAAAUUUCAGAGUGGCACGUAGCGAAUUUUCUGGUUAUUGCUUGAACGGUGAUUGUGUUAGCGGCGAUGUUCUCAAAGUUGUUAGCAAAUUGGCCAAGCGUAUUUUGAGCGAUCCACGCGUCCUCGGACUGCGAACGACCAGCCAACCAGUUGAGGAUUAUGAUGCGACGGGGUUACCUGAAGAGUCCGCAGCCAGAGCCAUUGGGGGGCCGAGUUCGUUCGACACCCGUCCUUUCAGUCGCCGCAAUGAUCACUACGAUAGCAUGGACAGAAAUCGCCAAGAACCUUACAUCGAUGAUGAUCGAAACCGACUGAAUGAGCGUUACCAUGAUCCCGAUUCAUACCAUGCACCUUCUUCAAAUCCAAGCGAAAGUUAUCGGGAUAGGGAUCGCUACAAUGAUGUAUACGGAUCCAGCCCAGGGUAUCAGGAUUCCAUAGAAAGGGGCAGUACGAAAUCUGGAUCUUAUGAUAGGGAUGGAAGUUAUGAUAGUUACGGGGGUGGUGGGGGAGACAGCUACGGUGGCGGAUAUGGCGGAGGAAGUUCUUACGGAGGAGGUAGCAGCUACGGUGGAGGUGGUGGAUACGGCGGAGGAGGAUACGGCGGAUACGAUAGUUGUUGUCAGGAACAAAACAAACUUUUGCCUAUUCUUUUGGUUGGACUUUUGGGUCUUUUGGCUUUCUUUCUCUACGUAAGAUCAACCACUACUGCUGCACCGGCAGCUAAGCGCAGCAUAGAUGAUAACGAUCUCUCUGACGUGUUGCUGGACGGUCCGACUUGGUUAAGCAUGGUUCACGAAUUAUGGGAGCAGGAUGCAGCCCUCGAAAACACAGUCUGCACUCAGGAGACCUUAUGCCGAAUGAAUCGCUUGGCUAUGGCUGCACCAGGGCAAGCCGGAUGGGCCGUUUCGCUAUCAAGUUUGCCUCUGAGCUAUCUAUUACACACGCGCCACACUGGUGGAUUCAGUUCAUACAUGGAUGCAACACUGAUGGGCCGUUCAGGAGCCAAUUGCACCGAACUUUAUGCGAGUUGUCCUCGCUUGUCAUACUGAACGAAUUACAUCCCACGAACGAUCUUUGUUAAACACAAGUUCUAAAGAGGAAAUCUCAAAUGUUAUCCCUGUUUACAUUUAUUCGCUUACUGCAGAUAUUACUAAUGUAUACGGACUACUUUUGAUAUCGCUUAUGUGCGUUGGAAGACGACAAAAUUCUUAAUUUAUGGUUUUUUAUGGGGUGGUGGAUGGGGUCUACCUCGACCAGUGGAAUAGAGUUACAUUUACCUACUUGUAUCAUUACCUUUGCCUAAGAUGUGAAUAAACAUUCGUUGGUAUCA